Biomphalaria glabrata is the source of this 742-nucleotide messenger RNA. RefSeq lists its product as uncharacterized. Lineage: Eukaryota; Metazoa; Mollusca; Gastropoda; Planorbidae. The transcript is spliced from 3 exons. The coding region runs from base 280 to 729 and encodes 149 amino acids. The record is from RefSeq and is a predicted model, not a curated record.
UUUGGUUCAACUGUAGUCAAACGUCCUCCCCUCCCACAUUUUUUUCUCUAGCCCGAACACACGUCUGAUAGGCACCUUUUCAUAACAAUGAGAACAGAAGAAUAUAUACUGACGUCAACACCGCAAGGAUUUUUUCAUGUAUAUAGACCAGUUUAAGGCUCAGAAUAGACAGUCUCUUUGUGAAAUCUAUUAUUAUUUCUUUUUUGGUUGUAUGUGUUUUUGUUUUUUUUAAAUUAUUGCUAUACAAGGUCAUGUUCUUCAUAUUCUUAUUAUAAAGAUAUGUUGACAUCCAUUAGAAGGAAUCACAAGUUAAGCAACAGAAGGAUUGCUAAGUUCAGUUCUGGUUACGAGAGUUCUCGGUCUACAUCACGUGACAGUGCGACAGACAACUCGGAGAAGAGUUCCACCCCUUAUCGUCUGCCCAAAUUACUUCUAGAUUCGGACGAUGGGUUUGUAGAGAAAGAAUCGGAAGUGAAGGAAGUGGAACAAAUAUUUGGAAGAUUUGGCUAUGAAUAUGUCGUCAGAUUGCCAGAAUUGAAGCCUCUUACACCUGCUGAGAUUAUCUCCCCUCAGCGUCUUCUCUCACAGAGAUAUAGGCAAGUGUCAUUAGUGCCACGGCUCAGAACGGCGGAAAUUUUACCGGAAUAUCGCCACACGCCAUCUUUGGAAAGAGAGAACAGAAGUAGUACAGAUGAUGACAUCUCCCCUCACAGUUUAGAGCAAAAGUAAGUCUACAGUUUAA